AUGGGCGAAUUAGACAUUUGGGAUUACUUCCGCAAGUGCGAUUCGGAGGAUGGUCCGAGGCGCGCCAGGUGUUUGCUAUGCGAGAAUUCGCUUAGUUACGAGUCCACUUCACACAAUCUGAAGUCGCAUCUCGCGCGGGUUCAUGGUGACGAAGUGACGCUGACUGUGAAGGCGCGAUCGCAGCCGACGCCGAGGAAAAACCGCUCUCCGAUAUGGCAGUACUUCAGCGAGCUGGAUGGCGCCGACUCUGUAGCGGUGUGCAACAUUUGCGAGAGGCAGUGCUCCUACAAAAGCAACAUCUCCAACUUGAGGGCCCACUUGGCGCGCUUGCACAGGUCGGCCUACGGCGAGAUGUUGAAAAAUGCGCGGGAAAGGUCGAAAGGCAAUGACGGCAUUUACUUGGAGUAUGUGGAUGGGGACGAGUCCAACCAGUCGGCGGCCCCCGACGUGUGGAGCUUCUUCGAGAAGGAGACAGGCGGCCGAGCGCGCUGCGUCGUCUGCAGGGCGACGUUGCCGCACCGCGCGCGCGAAAUGCGCGCCCACCUUAAGGAGAACCACCCCAAGCUGGCACAGGACGUCGUAGACCAGUCGGAGGAGGAGGAGGAGGAGGAGGAGUCGACCGAGACCUACACCGAAGUGGUCUACCUGGAGGACGAGGCUCGGAAACGGAGGCGGGAGUCGCGCCCUAGCCGGCCCCAGCAGCGCCUCAGCAUGAAGCGGCGCGUCUCCAGCCCCUCGUCGGGCUGCGAGGACGAGCAGGUGGAGAAGUUCGCCACGUUCAUCACCUGCCUGCUGAAGAACAUGCCCCACGAGGUGGGCACCCGCCUCCAGAUGGAGAUCAUCAACCUCGUGAUGACCACGAAGCUGCGGACGGCCGCCUCGGAGGGAAAGGUGGACCUGGAGGGCGCGGACGUGAAGGUCGACUCGCUCGAUAUGGAGCAAGAGGAGGCUUGCCAGGACGCGGCG
Molecule: messenger RNA, 966 nt
Organism: Iphiclides podalirius (scarce swallowtail)
Lineage: Eukaryota; Metazoa; Arthropoda; Insecta; Lepidoptera; Papilionidae
Source: the annotation of a GenBank genome assembly